Drosophila nasuta is the source of this 1268-nucleotide messenger RNA. RefSeq names its product allatostatin A (gene AstA). The record is from RefSeq and is a predicted model, not a curated record. The transcript has 3 exons. Lineage: Eukaryota; Metazoa; Arthropoda; Insecta; Diptera; Drosophilidae. Gene Ontology annotation, molecular function: neuropeptide hormone activity. The coding region runs from base 299 to 766 and encodes 155 amino acids.
GUGGAUUCAAAAGUUAACCGACAUUUGAUCUGUCAACGUGCAGCAGUAACAACGACAAGGAAAGUUCCUGUUUCGGCAAAUAAUAUUUUACUCAUUUUUGAGAAUUUGUGCCCGUGUUUGUGUUCCUGUGUUUCUCAGUGCAUAAAUCAUAAUUGCCUUGGCGGUAAUUUGAGUGUAAUCCGCGAAUAGUUGCAAACACUUUUCUGUUCCAAAGAUUGACAACUGGACGCCGUUUCUUCAACUUACAGACACAAGUCACAGAAAAAAGGAGGCACGUGCCCGCGACACGUCUAAGACAAUGAAUAUGCUAAAUACUCAAAUGCUCCUGCUGGCGCUAUACUGCCUAGGAUACGUUUGCUGUUCACCGGCCAUCGGGGCGCAAGAGCCCAGCAGUCAAAUUGGAAAUGAUGGCGAUGGCGAAAACGAUAUGCUGAUGAGUGCCGUCGAGGAUGGACCAGAGAAUGGUGGUGAUAUCGAUAAAAGGGUGGAACGCUAUGCCUUUGGGUUGGGACGACGUGCCUAUAUGUACACCAAUGGAGGCGCUGGAAUGAAACGUCUGCCAGUGUAUAACUUUGGACUGGGCAAGCGAUCAAGACCAUACUCUUUCGGUCUAGGCAAACGCAAUGAUUAUGACUACGAUCAGGAUAAUGAGAUUGACUAUAGAGCGCAGCCAUUAAGCUUUAUGGGUGCUGCAGGUAGGAGCGGCCGACAGUACAAGCGAACAACGCGUCCACAACCCUUCAACUUUGGUUUGGGUAGGCGUUAAGGCUCCUCACACCAAAACACAAAAACAGAACACAGAUGAUAUACAAAUCACUAUUCCAGCAGUAUGCCAUUUGUGAUGGUCAAAGUAAGCUUUGACCAUUACUGAAAAUUGUUGUUAGAUGGCUUUGAAUUGCACCACAGUCAACCAUAAAUUGAAUUCGAAAACUAAGGUACAACAGAAAAGAUAUCUUUAAAUCCAGUAUAUUAAUAUGAAAGAAUACCAAUUUAAUUCAAUUCAGUUUAUUAGUAUGAACGAAUACCGAUUAAAGCAAGUUCUUCAUUUGACGCGCAGUAUUCUUGUUUUAGAUGCAAGAGAUGGAGCCAAGAAAAUUGAAAAACAAAAAAUUAGAAAAAAAAAAAAAAAAAAAAACAUAAAUAAACAAAAACAAUUGGCAUUUGCAAUUAAAUGAUGACAGAAUAUAUAAACGUACAUAACUAUUCAAUUAUAUACUACAUAUUCGAUCUAAUCAUAUUUUAAAAAAUACAUUUUAAUGGGGCAUAAU